AUGGCCCGUUCUAAAGUCUCAAAAUAUUCUUUUUGGAGACAAUCUUCACCAAGCCAACAAUUCUCAUCGUGUGAACCACUUUUAUUAGGUGACAACAGUAUAGCGUUUGCCCUAGAUAAUGAUCCAGAUUGGAUUAAACAAGAUACUUUAAAAAUAUUUUAUUCCACUGAAGAGUCACCAUUAUAUUUUCAAGGCUUUUGCUACAAAAAUGAACCAGCAUAUUCGGCAUUUAACCGAGGGCCGAGACCUGCCUCUUUACCUGUAUUGCAACAGGACUGGCUAAAAAUAACAGGGCAGGAUCAACAAGGCGAAACAUCAUCGAAAACUUCCACUUUCCAGCAUAGCAUCUUUGUAGAUAUAUACUCCAUAACAGCAAAUCUUCUAAUAACUUUAGCCUUGACUAUUAUCGUUUUUAUUAAACCAAAAAAGAAAAAAAUUUACCAGAAAACUAAUGCCAGUACCAGAAACAUUACCAAUAAAUUAUUACAUGAUGUUCCAAGCUUUCUUCUAUAUUGCAGUAGUUUAUUAGCUUCAAUAAACUUCAUAAGGUGUAUCAUCAUUAUUUUUAUGAAGUUGAAAAAACAAAAUCAGUUAUACGGGUUCAGUGCCAAUUCCUUGUUAUUUGAUUUUAUUUGGAAUGAUACAACUUUUCUCACAAUAGAUUUCAUAGUUGAGGUAUUUUGCACAUUAAUUAAGGUGUACAAUCUUGUGCGAUUAUACAAUAGAGUACAAGAAAAAAGAUUAAUUUUCAUUACGGGUGUCAUUCUAGUUAUUAUCCUAGCCACUCUAUGGGCUAUCACAUGCUACACACCAAUUAUUGAACAAAGAUCUGAUAUCAUCACCCCGUUUGUAUAUUUGAUAAGAAUCAUUAUAUCCACAAGCUAUGCUUGUGUUAUAUGCCUGAACAUUUUCAUUUAUAGACAAAUUUGCUUUAAAACUAAUAAAGAUAUGUAUGUGGUCACUCUUUUGGCAAUAGCAACUGUUUUAUUACAGCCAGGGUUUUUUGUUGCUGAUGUGGCUAACAUAUGGGUGGAUAGUUUAAGCAUGUCAUUUAAUACUACUUGCUAUUUAUGUUCAGGUAUUGUAGUUUGGGAAUGGAUAGAUAGAUUACAAUUUCUAAUAAAAGUUAGGCAGGCACAAAGUUUGUUGGGCAGACCUGUUUAUGAAGAGAACGAAUUAAAAGACAAUUAUCUAACCAAACACAUAUUCAAAGAUCUUAAGAAUAAAAUUAACAACAAGUUUACCCUCGCCACUAUUAAUGACAAUACUUUACACGAAGCUACAAUACACCUAAACGAUUCGCCUAAUCCUAACAGAGCAUCAGCACUUGCAUUUGACACCAAAAUAUGGUUAAAUGAGGUGAUUUUUGACAAAUUCUCCCAUAUUCUACGUCUAUUAGCAUAUUACGCCGAUUCAUAUAUUAUUAAACCAGUGACCGGCAAAAAUAAAGACAAGACAGAAAAUGAAACAUUUAACGACGAAACAAAUUAUAGAAAGCAUAUAGGUUUAGACACAAUUGAUAUUAAUAUCAAUUCCACCACUAAUGAUAGAAAUAUAUAUCUAUAUAGAACAACAGAAAUAGAAUUUGAUGAUGAAGAAUACAUUGAUAAUGAAACUUUUCAGUCCUCAUCUCAGGUAUAA
This is a messenger RNA of Saccharomycodes ludwigii, 1641 nucleotides long. It is a transcript of the gene RIM21, whose product is annotated as Rim21p. The record is from RefSeq and is a predicted model, not a curated record. Gene Ontology annotation, biological process: cellular response to pH. Gene Ontology annotation, cellular component: plasma membrane. The transcript has a single exon. Lineage: Eukaryota; Fungi; Ascomycota; Saccharomycetes; Saccharomycodales; Saccharomycodaceae. The coding region runs from base 1 to 1641 and encodes 546 amino acids.